Medicago truncatula (barrel medic) is the source of this 3036-nucleotide messenger RNA. RefSeq lists its product as uncharacterized. The record is from RefSeq and is a predicted model, not a curated record. The transcript has 17 exons. Bases 348 to 2864 code for a protein of 838 amino acids. Lineage: Eukaryota; Viridiplantae; Streptophyta; Magnoliopsida; Fabales; Fabaceae.
UAUUAGUAAAUUAAUUAAUUAAUAAAUAAACAACCCUCCCGCUCUACUACUGCGAUUCUCAACCCACCGCCGUCGCCGGUAAUAAUUCCGACCACCACCGUCUCCGAUCGGGUUGAUGUUCUUGAAUGCAACCCUUGUGUUGUAGUAGAAUACAUAAUCCGUUGCUAUUGUCUGGGAAUUUGGGGGACAGGGGGAGCGCUCGGAGCAACAACAAACCAGUGCUCCAUUGUUAGAUGUAUGGGUCGCCUCUCUUAUAUAUCCAGCGCUGAGCAACGCUCAUUUGUAGUAGCUGUGUGACUCAACCACUCACACUUGAGCCCAACAAUUAUUAUCUCUUCAAACGUACCAUGGCAAAGAGAAAGGGAAGAGGCCAGCCUAAAGCGUCAAGUCUUCUGAAGAAGGUUAAACACAGUGCAAAUGUCGAACCGGUUGUUCUUAAUAAUCCAUCAUAUGAAUUGGAAGUUGAUCUUGGGUUUGUAGAGGAGCUGGAGACAGGUACUAUGGCAAAGAGAAAGUUAAGAGAUCGGUCUAAAGCGUCAAGUCUUCAGCAGAUGGUUAAACAGAGAGCAAAUGUCAAAACGGUUGUUCUUGAUAAUCGAUCAAAUGAAUUUGAAGUUGAUCCUGAGUUGGUAGAGCAGCAGGUGACAGGUACCAUGGCAAAGAGAAAUUUAAGAGAUCGGCCUAAAGCGUCAAGUCUUCAGAAGAAGGUUAAACAGAGUGCAAAUGUCAAAACAGGUGUUCUUGAUAAUACAUCAAAUGAAUUGGAAGUUGAUCCUGAGCUUGUAGAGGAGCAGGAGACAGGUACGAUGCCAAAGAGAAAUUUGAGAGAUCAGCCUAAAGUGUCUACUCUUCAGAAGAAGGUUAAGCAGAGUGCAGAUGUCAAAACAGCUGUUCUUGAUAACCAAUCAAAUGAAUUGGAAGUUGAUCCUGAGUUUGUAGAGGAGCAAGAAACAGGUACCAUGGCAAAGAGAAAGGGAAGAGGUCGGCCUAAAGCGUCAAAUCUUUUAAAGAAGGUUAAACAAAGUGCAAAUGUCAAAACAGCUGUUUUUGAUAAUCCAUUGAAUGAAUUAGAAGUUGAUCCCAAGUUUGUAGAGGAGCAAGAGACAGGUACCAUUUCAAAGAGAAAUUUAAGAGGUAGGCCUAAAGUGUCAAGUCUUCAGAAGCAGGGUAAACAGAGCACAAUUGUCAAAACGGCAGUUCUUGAUAAUCCAUCAAAUGAAUUUGAAGUUGAUCUUGAGUUUAUAGAGGAGCAGGCGACAGGUACCAUUGCAAAGAGAAAGUUAAGAGGUAGGCCUAAAGCGUCAAGUCUUCAGAAGCAGGUUAAACAGAGUGCAAAUGUCAAACCGGUUGUUCUUGAUAAUCCAUCAAAUGAUUUGGAAGUUGAUCCCAAGUUUGUAGAGGAGGAGGAGACAGGUUCAAUGGCAAAGAGAAAGGGAAGAUGUUGGCCUAAAGUGUCGAGUUUUCAGAAGAAGGUUAAACAAAAUUCAAAUGUUGAAACUGUUGUUCUUAAUAAUCCAUCAAAUGAGUUGGAAGUUGCUCCUGACGUUGUACAGGAGCAGGAGAAUCAAUCAAAUGAAUCGGAAGAUGAUCCUGACUUUGUAGAGGAGCAGGAGACAGAAUUGUUAAUGCAAAGGGGACCAGGGCGACCAAGAAGGUCAAUGAAUCAGAAGAACCAUCGACAGAAUGCAGAUGAUACAAGAGUCAGGCCUAAGAAUAAAGUAAGAGGACAAACAAGAGGGUUGAUGCUUGAAAUGAAGCGUAAACUAAGUCGAGAUGGAAAGAUGGAUGUUGAUAUUCAUCCUACGAGGCUGGUGGCUGUAGGUCCAGGCCGUAAUGACUUCAUUACUGAUCUUUCUAUUAUUGUUCGCAAGAACGCCCGUUUUAAUGUGAACAAGUGGAGCAGUGUUCCACAAAGUACUAAAGAUACUAUAGUGGAAAAAGUUCUGAACAAUUGGAGACUUCAAGAUACAGAUGUGGUUCGGAAAGCGAUUAUCAAUGAAGCGGGCCGUUUAUAUCGGAGUCGGCGCCACAGGCUUCAUGAGCAUUACUUAAAAUUUGAAACAAAGGAAGAAGCCUUGAAGCAUAUCCCUGAUGACGUCAAUGAGUCUGAUUGGAAAUUCUUGGUUGAUUAUUUUAGCAGUCCUUCUUUUGAGAUAAGGAGCAUUAAAAACAAGGCAAGUAAGGCAAAACAGCGGAUACAUCAUACUAGUGGGCCGAAGUCCUUUCAAGCAGCUAGCUUUGAUGCACGGGACCCUGUGACUGGAAAGGAGCCUGAUUUGCAGACAUUAUGGCAGAUAACACACAAAAAGGCCAAUGGGGAGUGGGUUAAUGAGGCAUCUAAGCAAAUACAUGACAAGGUUGCUGAACAAAUCAAUGAGAGUAUGCUAGAGAAUUCUCAGGAUGAGGUGGAAGUAAUGGAAACUGCCUUUAAGUCGGUGGUUGGGAAGCAAUCAUAUAUGCAGGGUUUUGGAGAAGGAUUGAGGUCAGCAAGAAGCUCUGUUAGAGUUCAAGAACUGCAGGCUGAAUUAGAUGCCCAAAGGGUGGAGGCAGAGAAUGCUAGGAAAGAAUGCAAUGAAUUAAGAGCCAAACUUGUUGAGGUCGAGUCCCAACUGGCAGAGGAGCGACGGAAACGAGAGGAGAGUGAGGCUCGACUACUGUAUCGUCAAAAAGAUAUGCAGGAAAUCAACAGUCAUGUUCAGACUGCCAUCCAGUCAGCAUUGUCUCAAUAUUGUCCACGAAAAACUGAUGAAGAGACCUCAUCAGACGAUAAAGAAAAGAUUGCAGAGCUUGAAGCACAACUCCAUGAGGCGGAAGAUGUGAUAACAGAUAUUAGGGCAGAAUUAGCUAGAUAUCGCUUGUAUUAGGAAAGUGAAGGAAGUAACUGCAACCUUCUUACAAUCAUAGUAAAAAGUUUGUUUUGAUUUAUCAUGUAAAUGUGGUUUACAUUUGGAGUAUGUAGGAAUUUGCUUUAGACUCUUGGAAGCAUUCGCUAAAAGCAUCUAUAUUUUGGAAUGAAUGUUUGCUUCAAUUGUGUUA